UGCAGUCGCUUCCGGAAGUGCAAGAGAAAUGUUUAGUGUUUUGGUGAUUCUAUGCCUCCUGAGUAGUCAAUUAGAGGCUCAGGAAACGACCGAAAUUCCCACUACAGCACCUAUAAGUGACGAAGAUUUCUUUCCCGAUGUCUUCAAUUCCACUGAUGAUUACAUCGUUGUGACUCUGCCUCCAAAUGCUACGACCGACAGAAAUCCUGACACUAAGCAGAUCGCUUUCCCUCAUGAUCGUGAGGAUGCCUCCGACAAAAGGAGGCCGUGCAAGUGCAAGGGUGGCCUUUGCGCCUGUUGCACAGGAAUGCUAAUGCAGACUCUCCAAACGAAAGGCUGCAUGAACCUGCGCUACAUUCCUGAAGACUUUGCCUUUCACUUUGAGAUGAAAAUGAACGACAUGACAUUGUACAAGAACCGCAUCUCUGGAAAGAAUCCACCGCCAAUCUGCAUAAAUCCACCCAGAAUCGGAUUCAUCGAAGUUUGUGCCAAUUUCUAUGACAUCUACUUCGUGGGCAGAAAUAUGCAUGUGUGUAUGGAAAUGGGUGGAUAUUUUCAAGGAUUUGAACUCUUUACCCGAUCCUUCGAUUGCCUCCGUAUGGGCGACAAAGGCGUAAAAGUCAUGAAACCCGAAGAUGAUAGUUUCCGGCCACAGACAGGAGGAAAUCUUGAGGCUGAAGUGGACGCUGGAGAUGACAUUGAGGACUACGAUGAGAAUGUGGUUAGACGAUUUGACAAGAAUUGAAAGAUCUCUGUUUACAUUUACAAUAAAUCUUGUUACACA
Molecule: messenger RNA, 784 nt
Organism: Phlebotomus argentipes
Lineage: Eukaryota; Metazoa; Arthropoda; Insecta; Diptera; Psychodidae
Exons: 2
Coding region: 29-745 (238 amino acids)
Source: RefSeq, a predicted model, not a curated record